AGGCCCCGCUGCGUCUUCCCAGCCGCAGGCGCAGGCCCAGCCGAGCGGCCGCCGAGCGGGUGCGGGUGCGGGUGCGGGCGCACCGGCCAUCACCGCGCGGCCGCGCAGCGGACACCGUGCUCACCGGCCUGCGGCGCCCCGCCACCGGGGCGGACCGCCGAACCCGAGGCCAUGUCCCAUGAAAAGAGUUUUUUGGUGUCUGGGGACAACUAUCCUCCCCCCAACCCUGGAUAUCCGGGGGGGCCCCAGCCACCCAUGCCCCCCUAUGCUCAGCCUCCCUACCCUGGGGCCCCUUACCCUCAGCCCCCUUUCCAGCCCUCACCCUACGGUCAGCCAGGGUACCCCCAUGGCCCCACCCCCUAUCCCCAAGGGGGCUACCCACAGGGCCCCUACCCCCAAGGGGCCUACCCACAGGGCCCCUACCCCCAAGAGGGCUACCCACAGGGCCCCUACCCCCAAGGGGGCUACCCCCAGGGGCCAUAUCCCCAGAGCCCCUUUCCCCCCAACCCCUAUGGACAGCCACAGGCCUUCCCAGGACAAGACCCUGACUCACCCCAGCAUGGAAACUACCAGGAGGAGGGUCCCCCAUCCUACUAUGACAACCAGGACUUCCCUGCCACCAACUGGGAUGACAAGAGCAUCCGACAGGCCUUCAUCCGCAAGGUGUUCCUGGUGCUGACCCUGCAGCUGUCGGUGACCCUGUCCACGGUGGCUGUGUUCACUUUUGUUGGGGAGGUGAAGGGCUUUGUCCGGGACAACGUCUGGACCUACUAUGUCUCCUAUGCUGUCUUCUUCAUCUCCCUCAUCGUCCUCAGCUGUUGUGGGGACUUCCGGCGAAAGCACCCCUGGAACCUUGUUGCACUGUCGGUCCUGACCGCCAGCCUGUCGUACAUGGUGGGGAUGAUCGCCAGCUUCUACAACACCGAGGCAGUCAUCAUGGCCGUGGGCAUCACCACAGCCGUCUGCUUCACGGUCGUCAUCUUCUCCAUGCAGACCCGCUACGACUUCACCUCGUGCAUGGGUGUGCUCCUGGUGAGCAUGGUGGUGCUCUUCAUCUUCGCCAUCCUCUGCAUCUUCAUCCGGAACCGCAUCCUGGAGAUUGUGUACGCCUCGCUGGGCGCUCUGCUCUUCACCUGCUUCCUGGCAGUGGACACCCAGCUGCUGUUGGGGAACAAGCAGCUGUCCCUGAGCCCGGAAGAGUACGUGUUUGCCGCGCUGAACCUGUACACAGACAUCAUCAACAUCUUCCUGUACAUCCUCACCAUCAUUGGCCGCGCCAAGGAGUAGCCCAGCUCCAGCUCUCUGUGCCCGCUCAGGUGGCAUGGCUGGCCUGGACCCUGCCCCUGGCACGGCAGUGCCAGCUGUCCUUCCCCUCUCUCUUGUCCCCAGGCACAGCCUGGGGCAGAGGACGCCCCUCUCCAACCCUCCCAUAUGUACACUGCAGAUACUUCCGUUUGGACCCGCUGUGGCCACAGCAUGGCCCCUUUAGUCCUCCCGCCCCUCCAAGGGGCAACAAGGCCACGUUUCUGUGCCACCUCCUGUCUACUCAUUGUUGCAUGAGCCCUGUCUGCCAGCCCACCCCAGGGACUGGGGGCAGCACCAGGUCCCGGGGAGAGGGAUUGAGCCAAGAGGUGAGGGUGCACGUCUUCCCUCCUGUCCCAGCUCCCCAGCCUGGCGUAGAGCACCCCUCCCCCCCACCCUGGAGUGCUGCCCUCUGGGGACAUGCGGAGUGGGGUCUUAACCCUGUGCUGAGCCCUGAGGGCAGAGAGGACGGCAUGUUUCAGGGGAGGGGGAAGCCUUCCUCUCAAUCUGCUGUCAGUGAAAUUCCAAUAAAUGGGAUUUGCUCUCUGCC
Messenger RNA from Cercocebus atys (sooty mangabey), 1852 nucleotides. It is a transcript of the gene GRINA, whose product is annotated as glutamate receptor, ionotropic, N-methyl D-aspartate-associated protein 1 (glutamate binding). Bases 172 to 1287 code for a protein of 371 amino acids. Gene Ontology annotation, biological process: negative regulation of apoptotic signaling pathway. The transcript is spliced from 7 exons. The record is from RefSeq and is a predicted model, not a curated record. Lineage: Eukaryota; Metazoa; Chordata; Mammalia; Primates; Cercopithecidae. Gene Ontology annotation, cellular component: membrane; endoplasmic reticulum; Golgi apparatus.